Molecule: messenger RNA, 357 nt
Organism: Naegleria lovaniensis
Lineage: Eukaryota; Heterolobosea; Eutetramitea; Acrasida; Naegleriidae
Exons: 1
Coding region: 1-357 (118 amino acids)
Source: RefSeq, a predicted model, not a curated record
AUGUCCAGAGAGAUUCGCCCUACCGACUUUGAUAACAAGUUUCUUCAUCAAAUCAAGUUGAAGGAAUUACCAAAAUUCCUCAUUCAACACGCCAAUUGGAACGGAGUCUUCAGAAUUAAUGCUUUCAUCAGUAGACACAUUCCUCCAAUGUUCUACAAACCAACAAGAUGGCGUUUUCCUUUACUCGUAGUUGCUUUCCUCGGCUGGCCUGGUAUCUAUAGAGCCUAUACUUCUGGUACCAGAACAAGUGAAGCUCUCAUCAACGCUAGAUUCGGAGACGAAAUUAAUAACAUGACUGAUUAUCAAAAGAAUUACAUCAAGACUCGUGUUUUGAAGAUUAUGGCAGAGAACAGAUAA